AUGUCACGCUUUCUACGACAAACAGGCCAGCUGACGCGGCUCCUGAGAGUCUCUCAGCAGGCCAGUCUUCAGCGAGGUGUACGUCUAUCGCUUUCUCGAGCCACCGCUACCCCAAUCCUGCGGAACAGCCACGCCAAUCAAAUCCGAUGUUUUGCCUCCGAACCUCCGCGACAUGACGGAGAUCAAAAGCCAAAAAAGGACACCGACGAAAAGACGAACGAGCAGAACAAGGAAGACAUCCAGGAAGAUGGUGCCAAUGAGGAGGGGCGCCGGCAAUUUCCCUUGCCAAAGGGCUGGAUUUACUUAAGCAAGGAGGAAAUCAAGCAAAUGCAAGUCUUUUAUGAAGUGAUUCCGGAAUCUCAAAGACCAUCAUUGGACGAAAUUCUCAAGGGCAUUCAAGAAACUGGAGCACCGGCUGAAAUCCGAGAUAUUCUUGCCAAGCUAAGAAAAGGCCCUGGCAACUUGUCCAUCAUGGACAAGGGCCGCCUGAUGCGCUGCGUUUUCGCCAUGGCUGAGCGACUUGCUGCAUGGGAAGUUGAGAGGGAAAACAGGCAGAAGGGUCAAUUCACGCAGAAUAAGGUCGGCGAAGAUGGGCCACAGCAUGGCAACUACCAAAGCCAGAACCAAAAUCAGGGACGACCCAGCGAUGACAAUAGCAAGACAAUCAACGUCCGAAUCAGCCUGAUGCAAACCGUCCUCCUCCUCGGUAUCAUUCUUUACUCGCUAGACUCUUUCGGUGGCUCCAUGUCCCAGAAGCAAAUCACUUGGCAAGAGAUGCGCAAGGCAUUCCUCGACAAAGGUCUUGUCCAGAAGCUGGUUGUCGUCAAUGGAUCUCAAGUUCGCGUAGAGCUCCAUCCCAGCGCUGAUCAAGGCGACGAUCGGAGACAAUAUGUCUUUUCAAUCGGCUCUGUCGAAUCUUUUGAGAGAAAAUUGGAAGAGGCUCAGGAUCAACUCGGCGUCCCCCAGAAUGAGCGCAUACCUGUCAGCUACGAGGCUGGCGGCAGCACGAUAGGCAAUAUUCUCCUGGCGUUUGGUCCUACGCUACUGUUCAUUGGUUUGAUUCUCUACACGCAGCGUUCUAUGGGAGGACGUGGUGGCGCUGGCGGCAUGUUUAACUUUGGCAAAAGCAAAGCUAAGAAAUUCAACGCUGAAAGCGCUGUCAAGGUCAAAUUCGCCGACGUCGCCGGUCUGGAGGAGGCCAAGACGGAGAUCAUGGAGUUUGUCAGCUUCUUGAAGCAACCCGAGAAGUUUGAGAAGCUUGGUGCCAAGAUACCUCGUGGCGCCAUUCUUGCUGGCCCUCCCGGUACUGGUAAGACUCUGCUUGCCAAGGCCACUGCUGGUGAGUCUGGUGUGCCGUUCUUCAGCGUCAGCGGCUCCGAAUUCGUGGAAAUGUUUGUCGGUGUCGGUCCUUCCCGCGUGCGCGACCUGUUUGCUGAAGGCCGCAAAAACGCUCCCUGUAUUAUCUUCAUCGACGAAAUUGACGCCAUCGGUCGAGCGAGACAAGAUAGCGGCAAGGGCUUUGGAGGCAACGACGAGCGUGAGGCAACUCUGAAUCAGAUUCUGACGGAAAUGGAUGGUUUCAACACGAGAGAGCAGGUCGUUGUUCUUGCGGGUACCAAUCGUGCUGAUGUUUUGGACAAGGCGCUGAUGCGUCCCGGUCGGUUCGAUAGGCAUAUCUAUGUCGACCGCCCGACCAUGAGCGGCCGUCAGGAAAUCUUCAGAGUCUAUCUCAAGAAGAUUGUCACGAGCGAAGACAUUGAUCACCUGGUCGGACGUCUCUCCACACUUACGCCUGGCUUCUCUGGUGCUGACAUCUCCAAUGUGGUAAAUGAGGCUGCCUUGAUUGCUGCCCGUGCCAACGCCGAGGAGGUCAAGAUGGAGCACUUUGAGCGCGCCAUCGAACGUGUCAUUGGUGGUCUUGAGCGCAAGUCCCUGGUGCUCAAGCCUCUCGAGAAGAGGACUGUUGCCUACCACGAGGCCGGCCACGCUAUUUGCGGUUGGUUCCUGGAACAUGCCGACCCCCUGCUCAAGGUCUCCAUCAUCCCCCGCGGACAGGGCGCUUUGGGAUAUGCCCAGUACCUUCCUCAGGAUGCCUACCUUAUGAGCACAAAUCAGCUUAUGGACCGCAUGGCCAUGACCAUGGGUGGACGUGUGUCUGAGGAGUUGCACUUUCCUACUGUCACGACCGGAGCCAGUGAUGACUUCAAAAAGGUGAGCCAGAUGGCUCGUAGCAUGGUCACACAGUGGGGCAUGUCUGACGUUGUCGGCCCGGUCCAUUUCGACAACGACCCGAACCGCAUGCACAAGCCUUUUGCCGAAUCUACGGCUCAACAGAUUGACCAAGAAGUGCACAGAAUCGUCGAGGAAGCCUACAAGCGGUGCAAAGAUCUCUUGACAGAGAAGAAGAAGGAGGUUGGUCUGAUUGCACAGGAGCUUCUCAAGAAGGAGGUGCUCGUGCGUGACGACAUGGUGCGCAUUCUGGGCAAGCGUCCCUUUGAAGACAAUGAGGAUUUUGAGAAAUACUUUGGUGGCAGCAAAGAGGAGAGCGCGCCGCCGCCGUUUCCUGGUGAAGGCGAUGUGCCUGCGCCUGGCGACUCCCCACAACCCUCGCCGGCUUUCAAGGAGCUGUCGAGAUCGGAGCAGAGCAGGUUAUAA
This is a messenger RNA of Beauveria bassiana ARSEF 2860, 2655 nucleotides long. Its product is annotated as ATP-dependent metallopeptidase HflB. Gene Ontology annotation, cellular component: m-AAA complex; membrane. The transcript has a single exon. The coding region runs from base 1 to 2655 and encodes 884 amino acids. Gene Ontology annotation, molecular function: metalloendopeptidase activity; ATP-dependent peptidase activity; ATP binding. The record is from RefSeq and is a predicted model, not a curated record. NCBI's taxonomy places the organism in Eukaryota, Fungi, Ascomycota, Sordariomycetes, Hypocreales, Cordycipitaceae. Gene Ontology annotation, biological process: protein-containing complex assembly; mitochondrial protein processing.